Messenger RNA from Dichomitus squalens LYAD-421 SS1, 741 nucleotides. RefSeq lists its product as uncharacterized. Lineage: Eukaryota; Fungi; Basidiomycota; Agaricomycetes; Polyporales; Polyporaceae. The coding region runs from base 1 to 741 and encodes 246 amino acids. The transcript has 5 exons. The record is from RefSeq and is a predicted model, not a curated record. Gene Ontology annotation, molecular function: protein binding.
AUGUCCGAAACUAAACUGCCUGCUCCAUCUACCAGUGCCUCAGAAACUCCUGCGGCGGAGCCACCAAAGCCUGCGUUUAGGUAUUUCCGUGCUCCCACUUCAGCUCAGCAGCCUCCUCAGCUUCCAGAUAACUACUUCGACACCACCGUCGCCGAUGUCGCUGCCCAGCAGGCCUCCCUGACCGCUAGGAGCAAUGCACUCCAGAAUGCCCCCCUGAAGACUGCUGCGAUACGCGAGGCAGAAGACAAGAAGCGGAAGGCACGUUGGCCACAGACAACGAUCAGAGUACGCUUCCCUGAUCGCACCGCGCUCGAGAAGGUUUUCUCGUCUUCGGAGAACAUCAAGUCCGUGUACGCGUUCGUGCGCAGUUGCUUGAGGGAGGAUGUCAAGCCGAUCAAGUUCGUACUAUACCAGUCUCCUCCUAAGCGCGAAUACAAGGUCUCAGACCCUGCUGUCCGCAAUCUAUCCCUCGUCGAGCUCAACUUCGCCCCAUCGUCCUUGCUCAUGCUCAGAUUCGAGGACGAUAAUUUAAACCACCCGGACGUUCCCGCACCUCUCGACCCUUCGGUCCUCGCAAUCAUUGAAGACUACCCAGUACCCAAGACCUUCGAUGACAUUACUAUCAAGGAUGACGACAAAGCUGGAAGCAGCAAACCUCAGAGUAGCUUCACGUUUGGGAAGAAGGAGGAAGAGGGGAAGAGCAAGUAUCCGAAGUGGAUGAAGCUUGGACCUAGUGAGUAG